Molecule: messenger RNA, 213 nt
Organism: Angiostrongylus costaricensis
Lineage: Eukaryota; Metazoa; Nematoda; Chromadorea; Rhabditida; Metastrongylidae
Source: the annotation of a GenBank genome assembly
AUGCGCGUGCACAUGCAUCCGAGAGCUCUCUCGAUAGAAGCCUUGAUCAUGCAAGCAAGAACGAUAAGGUACAACGUCAUCGGCUUGCCUAAACGAGACGACGACACUCAUUCAACGCCGUCUAUGACACUGGAGAAGAACUGUUCCUCGGAAUAUGCGACAGUUGAGGAGUCGGCGGCGUCGGCGUUCUCGUCAAGACGAGUUUGUCCAUGA